This is a messenger RNA of Stereum hirsutum FP-91666 SS1, 1801 nucleotides long. Its product is annotated as FAD/NAD-P-binding domain-containing protein. Gene Ontology annotation, molecular function: FAD binding; monooxygenase activity. The record is from RefSeq and is a predicted model, not a curated record. The transcript has 8 exons. Lineage: Eukaryota; Fungi; Basidiomycota; Agaricomycetes; Russulales; Stereaceae. Bases 82 to 1623 code for a protein of 513 amino acids.
ACUCCCCGCUCAACAUUAAGAGACGGUUCUAGCUCGAGAUCAUCGUCGAUCGUUUGGCUACCCAGUCACCGAACAUACGACAUGGAGCAUCACAGACAAGCAGUUCUCAAGUUGGACUUUAUCAUCGUCGGAGGAGGUAUUGCAGGACUUGCUUCCGGACACGCCCUCGCCUCCUCAGGACAUCGCGUACGCGUAUUCGAAAAAUCAUCGACGGGUACAAGCUCGGUGGGAGGCGGGUUCCGCUUCACGCCUAAUGGUGUUCGGGUUCUGCAGCAGUGGGGACUUUCGGAAGAGCUGGAAAGACGGACGUCGUCAUUGCAGGCGACCGACUUCAUCGAUAUGGAGACCGGCGAAAAUAUCGGACUGUUGAGCUGGCAAGAGGAGGUACUCCACGAAGUGGGAGCUCCCCUUCUAUUAAUCCGCCAUCAAGAUUUGCAUGAGAUGUUGUAUGCUCUUGCCCUUUCCUCAGGCGUCGAAAUCACAUCCAACGCAAACAUCAUCUCCAUCUCUCCUCCGCUCAACUACAAAGGCAAAUACACGUCAUCAUCGUCGUCUUCGACCACAGGCUAUGAUCCUUCUCGUCCUUCCGUGACACUGGCUACUGGGGAGGUGUACCAGGCCGACAUCAUCAUAGGGGCGGAUGGGGCGGGCAGCAUUAUGCGGGAGAUCGUGGAUGAGGACGUAGCCACCAUGCCGGCACCUUCGUCACGGACCAGCACCGUGUUUUAUACGGGGACCAUUCCGGUUGAGAGGAUGAGGGUGGAUGAGUACUUGAAGGAGUUGAUCGAGAUUCGGUCUGUGAUCUGGAUGGGAGAUGGGCGUCAAGCUAUGAGUUAUCCAGUGCAAAACGACACCGCGUGGAAUUUCGCUCUAUGGCAGGACGAAGAGCUAGAUGAUGAGGCACCACAGGGAUGGAGCACAGCGAUCCCUCCAAGUAUCCUGGAUCGCUCCGCGUUUGAGCCACGAAUACGGGCGAUUCUUGAUCGGAUACCUAACCUCGUACGCAUCAAAUCUUCAACAAAAACCCACGCAGAAUCAUGGGUAGACGACUCCGAACGGCUCAUGCUCAUAGGCGAAGCCGCUCAUCCUCUCACCCCCAAUGGUCUCCCUGUCCCCACACUCCCCCUCGAGGAUGCCCAUGUCCUCGGGACCCUCUUCUCACACCUCCGCCACCCGUCCCAAAUUACAUCCCUCCUCUACGCAUACCAAGAACUCCGCCAGCCGCGCGCCUUAUCCCUCCACACACUGGAACUUUCCAAUCUUGACGCACUGCGAUUACCUCCCGGCCCAAAACGAGAUGCGCGGAAUAAAACAUGGGAGUGUGCGAAGAGGGCCGCUAUCAAGCAGCAGGAAGCGAGAAAUCGAAUGAGACAGGGGGAAAGUCAGGGAGCAGAUGGAGGGGAUGAUGAGAACGAGUUGACGCUGAGGGCGCAGUUUCAGGAGAUCUUCGAGGUGUGGGGGUACGAUGCGCGGGAUGCGGCGGAGGAUUGGUGGGUACAAUGGGGCGUGCUUGGUGAGAGGGCCUUGGGCAUGACGCAGGAGAAUGGGUGGCAGGCUGCUGAGAGUGGCCUGGGUGCGAUGUUUGCUAACGGGCAUCGGAUGGAGGGGGUGGUCGACGGAUGAGGUUUAUUGGGCUUGUCGACUCGGACAGAAGCAACGAGUGAGGCUUCGUCGCUUGAACUGAGGGUACUCUUACUACUUACUCACUGACAGUCUACUUUUAAAGUAUUCGUUGAAUUAAUGACAUAUUUCCUUCUGUUCAUUGUUCACACAUUGAGGCCUGACGAUACAAUAUACACAG